This is a messenger RNA of Penicillium diatomitis, 540 nucleotides long. RefSeq names its product peroxiredoxin family protein. Gene Ontology annotation, cellular component: cytosol; mitochondrion; cytoplasm. The record is from RefSeq and is a predicted model, not a curated record. Lineage: Eukaryota; Fungi; Ascomycota; Eurotiomycetes; Eurotiales; Aspergillaceae. Gene Ontology annotation, molecular function: thioredoxin peroxidase activity. Bases 1 to 540 code for a protein of 179 amino acids. The transcript has 5 exons. Gene Ontology annotation, biological process: cellular response to oxidative stress; cell redox homeostasis; hydrogen peroxide catabolic process.
AUGUUUGCUCGACGUCUGGCGACCCAAGCGACCCGCGUGAGGGCGGCUCCCUUCCACAGCACCUCCCGCAACCUCGUCCAAAAGGGCGAUGCGAUCCCCGACCUGGAGGUGUUGGUCGAAAACUCGCCGGGCAACAAGACUAACCUUGCUAAGGAGAUCAAGGGCAAGGCAGUCAUCGUUGGUGUGCCCGCCGCCUUCAGCCCCGCCUGUUCUAGUACCCACGUGCCCGGUUAUAUCAGCCACCCAAAGCUGAAGGAGGCCGGACAGACCUUCGUGGUCUCCGUCAAUGAUCCCUUUGUCAUGCAGGCGUGGGGUCUGACUCUGGAUCCUCAGAACAAGAGCGGGAUCCGCUUCCUGGGUGACCCUUCGGGCAAGUUCACCGAGGCCCUGGAUCUGACCUUUGAAAGCUCCUCCAUCUUUGGCAACGACCGCAGCAAGCGGUAUGCCCUGCUGGUGGAGGACGGUAAGGUCAAGGAGGCCUUUGUUGAGCCGGACAACACCGGCGUCGACGUUUCCGCCGCUGAGAAGGUGCUCGCUUAA